UACAUACAUAUAUACACUACUACCCUUCAAAUAUUCCAACUAUCUAACUUUGACUAUCGGACUCAACUUUAACUGUAGUUACAACCAUUGAGCACUACUUAGAUAACAACAGAACGCUAGGACGUGCACAACUGAAUCCCUCCCCAUGAGUCAACGUAGACCAACCAAGCAAUACUCUGUUCAACCGUAAUCCCUGACCGUCAUCUCUUCGGUGACAGUCAACGGAAAUAUGGACUAGUUACAUGUGCCCUGGUAUAAUCGGAUGGGGUGCAGCUCGACACUACUUUACAGAUUUCAUGCUUUAGAACUUGCAUGCGUAGAAGCAUCUUGUGUAGAAUGUAGAGCUGUAUGCACAUCACGUAUACUAUUAUGAUCCAGAGUUACCUUGAUGCUGAGAAGUGGCCUUCAGUAUGCCGUGAGAGUCGAAGGAAAGCACCCCGGGCGGCCGGGCAGUUCGAUUUUACGUAUGGACUUCUGGAGAGAAAAGAAAGUCAUCGAAUUCCUCGACAGCUGUUGUUGAGGUGGGCAAGCAAACAGAUGCAGGGACCGUUGUGCGCAGAGCUGGCUGUUCAGUCCGGUGACAGGGAAUUGGACUCCAAUACCACGACCCAGGCAGGCGAUUAAGGUGUCGAUCUGAACGACCGCACACACACA
This is a messenger RNA of Marchantia polymorpha subsp. ruderalis, 654 nucleotides long. Lineage: Eukaryota; Viridiplantae; Streptophyta; Marchantiopsida; Marchantiales; Marchantiaceae. The record is from the annotation of a GenBank genome assembly.